This is a messenger RNA of Colletotrichum truncatum, 351 nucleotides long. Lineage: Eukaryota; Fungi; Ascomycota; Sordariomycetes; Glomerellales; Glomerellaceae. The record is from RefSeq and is a predicted model, not a curated record.
AUGGCGCCACAAGAGCUCAACAUGCUCCCUUGGCCCGUGCACUCAGCUGGGGCGGCCUUUGGGGAGAUACGAGCAAAGGGCACACGACACAGCGUCAAUCUUCUUUCGACAACCUGCUUAUCCAGCACCUCGCUCAUCGGCAGGAUUGGACUGACCCUCGCCAUUGUUAAAGGCACCGAAACAGCAUUCGAUUUGCCGUUUCUGAACAGCGUGAAGUACACAUCAACCGCUCAAGCCAGCACAGCAGCUGCAGCUCCCUCGCCCGAUCGCCGAGAUAGGGAGAAUAGCGAGAAGGGACCUCAACACCACUAUCAAGCCUUUGCCGUCUUGCUCCGCAACAGCAACCUAUAA